GUUCGCUAUUUCGUGCACGUGGGAAUAUGGCAAUCUCACGCAAUUUUUCGCGGUGCAUAAUACGAGGUCAUUUUAGACACGCGUGGCGAAAAUUCGGGGACAAUAUUUCAUUCAUGUGAGAGGAGAUGGAAAUCGUAAAUGUAUAAAUUCGAAAAAGAAAAAUUAUUAACCUUGAUUAAAAGCUUCAUACAAAUUUUACUUAAUCCGAAUGAUACCUCCUCCACCCGUUAUGUGGGCCCAAAGGAAAGAUAUCUUAUUUGUUACAAUCUGCUUAGAAGACUGUAAAGAUCCUGUUAUCGAAAUUGAACCAGAGAAAAUAUAUUUCAAAGGAGAGGGUGGCACAGAUAAAAAAAUGCAUGAAGUUACAAUUAAUCUAUAUAAAGAAAUUGAGCCCAGUAAAACUGUAAAAAAUUUGAAAGGUAGAACUUUCGAAUUAAUUCUUGCUAAAAAAGAAGAGGGACCAUAUUGGCCACGAUUAAUUAAGGACAAAACAAAGGCUCAUUGGUUAAAGAGUGAUUUCAACAAAUGGAAGGAUGAAGAUGAUACUGAUGAUGAAAGCAGCCCACCAGAUUUAGAAGAGAUGAUGCGACAAAUGGGUGGUCUGAGUGGUUCUGGUGACAGUAAGCCAAAUUUUGACGAUUUAGAUGAAUUAGGAGAUAACGAAGCCGACAGCGAUGAUGAAGAUCUUCCGGAUUUAUAUGAUUAAAAGGAUGAAUAACCGCAUCAAUUAACUGAUUAAUUAAUUACAUUAAAAACAAAUGGCAACCUAAGGAUAAUGCACAAUUGGGCAAUAUUUCAGUAGGUCUCGCUGUUUGUAUCUUCAAUUGCAAAUUCGUUAUAAAAUGGCCAUGUUGCAAGUAGCAAACUGGGCGCGUAAAAUGGACUACAAAGAGGAUACAGUGUGGUAACACAAUUGACGAACAGUAAUACACAGCUCUCGAGGAUCCUCCACACCUCACCCGCCUCCCUUUUUAGCCUGUAGUUCAUAUACUAAGUUAUAAUGAACAAGCUUUUUUAAUAAUGUAUUCUGUAAAGUAAUAAGGAGAUAAAAAAAGGACAAAACAAUA
This is a messenger RNA of Camponotus floridanus (Florida carpenter ant), 1067 nucleotides long. RefSeq names its product prostaglandin E synthase 3 (gene p23). Gene Ontology annotation, cellular component: nucleus; cytosol. NCBI's taxonomy places the organism in Eukaryota, Metazoa, Arthropoda, Insecta, Hymenoptera, Formicidae. The record is from RefSeq and is a predicted model, not a curated record. Gene Ontology annotation, molecular function: protein-folding chaperone binding; Hsp90 protein binding. The transcript has 3 exons. The coding region runs from base 209 to 706 and encodes 165 amino acids. Gene Ontology annotation, biological process: protein folding; chaperone-mediated protein complex assembly.